UUGUUUCGGUUUGGCGGUAGGAGGCCCGGACUGGCCUGCUCGGCUCUCGGCGACCUCUGUCUCCUUUUCGGUGAGCUGGGAGAGCAGAUUUCUCUUCGCUUGUACUGUAAAAGGGGAAAAGAGACCCAUUCAGGAGAAUGAGUGAACUGGAACAAUUACGGCAGGAGGCAGAACAGCUCCGGAAUCAAAUUAGAGAUGCAAGAAAAGCAUGUAGUGACACAACGCUUGCUCAGAUCACCACAAGUCUUGACUCGGUGGGUCGAAUCCAGAUGCGUACAAGGAGGACCUUGAGAGGUCAUUUAGCCAAAAUUUAUGCUAUGCAUUGGGGAUCUGAUUCAAGGCUACUAGUGAGCGCUUCCCAAGAUGGAAAAUUAAUUAUUUGGGAUAGUUAUACAACAAACAAGAUGCAUGCUAUUCCGUUGCGGUCUUCCUGGGUAAUGACCUGUGCAUAUGCACCAUCUGGCAAUUAUGUCGCUUGUGGUGGAUUGGACAACAUCUGCUCUAUCUACAAUCUGAAGACAAGGGAGGGCAACGUACGAGUGAGCAGAGAACUACCGGGCCAUACUGGGUACUUGUCCUGUUGUCGCUUUCUGGAUGACAACCAAAUAGUUACGAGCUCUGGAGACACUACCUGUGCUCUGUGGGAUAUUGAGACAGGCCAACAGACUACUGCGUUUACUGGACAUACUGGAGAUGUCAUGAGUCUCUCUCUAAGCCCAGACAUGAGCACUUUUGUUUCGGGUGCCUGUGACGCCUCCUCCAAGCUCUGGGAUAUCCGAGACGGGAUGUGCAGGCAGUCGUUCAUGGGACACGUGUCAGACAUCAAUGCGGUUUGUUUCUUCCCAAGUGGCCAUGCCUUUGCCACUGGUUCAGAUGAUGCUACCUGUCGACUCUUUGAUCUUCGUGCAGACCAGGAGCUCAUGAUGUAUUCUCACGACAACAUCAUAUGCGGGAUCACUUCUGUAGCUUUCUCAAAGAGCGGACGUCUCUUUUUGGCGGGGUAUGAUGAUUUCAACUGCAACGUUUGGGAUACCUUGAAGGGAGAACGUGCAGGUGUUCUUGCUGGUCAUGACAACCGAGUCAGCUGCUUAGGAGUGACUGAUGAUGGCAUGGCAGUAGCUACAGGAUCUUGGGACAGUUUUCUCAGAAUCUGGAAUUAACGUGGCAUCUGAAACAUACCCCAAUAGACACGCACACCUUCUCCAUUGAGAUCUGGAGAGAGCAAUGCUGCAGCCUCUUGCUGUGAAAUAACAUUUCUACUUUGUAUUUACAGGUGAAGUUUUUCUACUUGCUGAUUAUUGCAUAAGUAGGCUUUCUGUAAAUGAAGUUAAAACAAACAAACAGAAUGAAGAAGUGGUGGGUGGGAGAAAUCAGUGACUUUCUUUCAAGGAAAAAGGUAGGGGGCGGCACACCUGUUCAUGGUGAGUGAAGCUAAAAGAGCUGGUCUGUUAGCAUUUGAUUUGACUACAUUGCCCUGAAGGGUUUUCUGCUUGUGCCCCAGUCCUGCUAAUUCUGUACUUUUUUGUACAUAAUUGAAUAUACACAUAGCAGCCAAUCAUGUAACAUUUUGUCUGUAAGUAAAGGAACAAUGUUUGCGUUUUUUUAAAGAAACUGCAUUUAUAUAGCUCUACGUUUAACCUAAGAUGUAUCUUCUGAGUUCUACAAUGGAUCAGCUAAUCUGCUGUUAAAAUUUUUCCCCUCCUUUCUUCGUGAAUUUACUGUAGAUAAAGUGUGAAGUUAAUGAGCUGUUUGUGAAAUUUUAUAACAGAAGGUGUUUGAGUGUCUGUAUAAAACAAAACAAACAAAAAAAAGGAAAUGCCCUGAUGACUCCUGUGACAUUUAGCCCCUUUCUUGUUCAGUGACUUUUUCUCCCCUUCGUGCCAGCAGAUCCCAGAUAAUCCAUUAGAAGCCAAGGGGCUCUGAUAACCACAGAGUUAAAUAGAUGAUCAGAUGCAUCCUUCAAACAUAGGAACUGAAAUGUUUAGAUAUUUAGAUUUUGAGCUUCCUUCUAAAGGCCUCUAAUGAGAUUAGGGUCAGUAAAUUGAAAUAUAGGUAAAUGCUUGAGACAGUGUUUGAUGGAUGUAUUUUUGUGGGGACUGAAUAAUUGUAAAUGAGAUAUUUCUCAUCUCCUGUAAACUCAUUGUCUAUUUUGACUAGCUUAAGACUGAAUUUAAGGCUGCUUCCAAUUUCUAGCAAAGGUACCUGAACCUUCAUUGAACCGUAUCACUCCAAAUGUAUGUGGGGCAUAGUCUGAGUGCAUCCACACAUUAUAAUUCUCCUGCUUUACAUAUUCCAGGUAGAAAAAUUUUCUCUCAUGAAUCUUGCAUAUGCAGAGAAGUGUUAAAAUAGGACAUCACUGCAUUCGUAUUGCCUCUUUAAGACUCUAGCACAUGCCACAUCAUUUUUUAAUGAGCUGUUUGAAACUUCAAUUACAGCAGUCACCCACUACAAGAAGUGCAGAAAAUUCAUUUUAAUAGCUGCUGUGCCAAGCUAUGGAGUGGGUUUACCCAGACAUUCCAGAAAACUGAGCUGCCUUUUUAAGUUUUUGUGUUUGUAAGUCUUGGGGAAACAUUAAUAAAUGAAGUUGCCUUCCCCAGUCUUCCUCUUCUCUUAAAAUAGAUCCCAUUUUGUAAAGACUUCCCAUGACUUGCCAUGGCUUCAGUCUUUUAUGGGGCAUCAAGUAUUGUAGGAUCACAGUAAAUGAACCACUUCCUCUUGAUUUUGGUCUCUUUAAAUUUUUGAGUGAAGGUCACCUAAUAAUAGGCCAUAAGAAUUGUAUGAAUAUGCUAAGGGAUAAUAUUAAUAUGAAAAUGUGCUUUAAAAAAUCCCUGAAAUUAGUUUUGUUGCUGUCUGUACUUGUAGCAGAUAUGAAGUGGAUCUGAUUCUUACGGAAGUAUUUAGGGAUUGGCCUCAAAUGUAGGUUCAGCCCUGUGUUGUCCCAUUUCACAGUAGAGGAAAGAUCCAGUGUUAUAUGUCCCCCUAAAAUCUCCUCUGUCUGGACAUAGGUUAGUAGUUCUUAGCAUAUUAAAACAUAUUUUGAUGCAGUGCCAAUUCUUUUGUCAACUUUGACCAAUUUUUUAUCCUGCAUUCCAGCCUUUCUUACUGGUGGCAAAAGUACCAAAGCACGUGCCAAGCAUAUUGGAUGUAGGAGCUCUAACAGGCCAUGAAUUCUCUGUUGACAUACUGAGAGAGGUAUUCUUGCAGAAAAGAGAGAGAGAGAGAGAGAAAGAGAGAGAAAAAAGAUCCUGUUACAUAUGUUAGGAUACAAACAUGCAAUGUUUACUACCUUUCAUACGGUUCAUUCUUUUUACAUCUGAUACUGAUGUAAUUUCAUCCUGAAAGAGUUAUUAAUUUUUCUACAGCUCUUCACUAUACAACUUACCUCACCUUUGGUCCACUAUUUGUCUCCUUUGUGUUCUUUUGUAAGGGCCUUAAGAUUGCCUUGCAUGAGUAAGACAAAUUUGCCCUUUUAGGGGAAAAAUGUCCAACACAAAAAAAUACAGAGGAGUGAAUUGUUCAGUCUGUUGAAGAAGCUGGAAGCCAUUACACAGUCUUUAAGUGUUAUUUUAGUGGAGUGUUUCUCAACCUUGGGACCUUUAAGAUGUGUGGACUUCAACUCCCAGAAUUCUCCAGCCAGCCAUGAGAGUUGAAGUCCACACAUCUUAAAGGUCCCAAGAUUGAGAAACACUGUUUUAGUGUAUCGGUUAUCCUACUUCAUCAGUAAUCAUUCAUUUUGGGAAUGAUUCCCCCAGGAAUCAGAGUAGCUAGCAUAAACAUGAGGCUGGAUGUGUAGUGUAGUCCUCAGUAUAAAUUGUAAGAAUUAACUGAUCUCCCAAUAUGAUUUGCCAACGUAUGUCUGCUUGGAAUGCAUAAAAUGAAAUGGGUUUUGAAUGGAUGUCCUGCAACAGAGAUGGGCAACCUUUUGGGAGCCGGGGUUGCAGUUCUCUUCCUGCCCUACCUGGGGCCUGCAGGGUGUUGUGUCCCUGGAGGAGACAGGGCUCAAAUGUCAUGUUUUUGCCAGGAGGAGUUAAGGAAGAAAAGUACAAAGCCUAAAGGUAUUUAGUUUCCUCCUUAACUCCCCUUCUAAAUGGGGAAAUUCAACCUGAUCAUUUGUUUGUUUUUUAAGUGCUGCUGUGGGUGCUUGAAGCCUCCGCAGAGUUAAGGCCCUGUUUUGCCCCUUACCCCAAACUGUUCUGAAAUCUUUGGUUCUGCCUGUCCUGGAGUCUGUAGGUUACCCAUUCCUGUCCUGUAGUAAAGACCCUUGACGGUUUAGAUUCUCGCUGUUUUCCCUUCUCCAUUUGCCUGCCUCCCACGAGAGCUUUGUACCUUGUGCUGAUUGUGCUUUGUGACUAAGUAACCCAGUAUGGCUUAUGCAUCAGAGUAAAUGGCAAUAGUAUUUCCAGUAGAAGGAACAAUACCUGGAAUUGAUAAUGCCCCCAAAGAUGAAUUGUACAAUUCACUCAAGAACCAGUGUCUCAGACAUCCCACUGAUGAUUCAGAAAGUGCCGUGGGCUUUAUCGUAGAGUGAGCCAAGCCAGGUCACCUAGUGCCUCCCACUGCAAUAGGGCUCAUUAUGCGACCAGUCUGUAUAUAACCAGUUCCCCCUGUAGGUAGAUUCUUAAGUCCUGCAUGUAUAAUGGAGCUGUUCGGUAUUCUCCCUAACUUUUCUUCCCUCCUCCUGCCCCCAUUCUUACUGCAGCUCCUCUUGACUCCCGGAAAAUGGUCCCUUGAACGUGAUUUUUUGGAGAGGGAGUGGGGCUCCUGAGUAGCAUUCGCUGUAGCUGGAAGGGAAAAUCACUGGCCCUCCCUGUGGGGAUGCAACCAUCUCACACAGAUGCAGGACUUGUUCAGGAUCCUGGCUGUUAUGUAGAAAUGCUAGGUGACGGUUUCUAACCUUGGAAAUAAUGGACUUGCGCCCCCCUCCCCUUCUAAUUAGGCACUUGUGCUACUCAAGACUUCUUCCAUACUAGAGGCACUGCAAGUCUUACUUUUCUUUUUCCUUUGUUUCUUUUAGUGAAAUAAAGAUUGUGUAAAAUACAUGCAAGACUGUUAAAUGCUUAGUGGUGUUCUGGUGAGUCUGUUCACAGUGUUACUAAAUGAUUAAUAAAUAAGAUUUUUUGAGAAACGUGCCUGACUUUCUUUGUGCCACACAAGGUUUGAUUUUGAAUAAUAUGGGCUUCUUAGAUAUUUCAGGCCUUUAUUUUUACUACACAAUGGUGCUCUCUUUGUUUCCUUCUUGCUGCAGCACAUCUCUGUGUCAAUCCUUGCAUCCUCCUCCAAAGGAGUUGCGUCUAACCUGUUUUCAUAAAUGGACAGUCUUGUGCUUUUGCUCCUACAAUUUAUUCCAGGAAGUGUGUGGUAGGGUUAUUUCUAACCUUCACUUGUUACCAUCUUCUCUUGAAGAAAACCUUCCAAAAUGUUUCCAGGUACCAAGUGAUUCUGCACUGCCUCUUGGAUUGUGUAUUCAGAACAUCUUAAAUCCUUUUAUUUAACCUAAUUAAUUAAACAAAAACACAGGGAUUUGUGCCAUUUUUUUCCUUAGUGCUAUUGUAUAAAGACUUCCCUGUCGGGGGGAGGGGGGAUGGACACUUGCUAUGAAUUGUUUAUAGUUCUUCCCCUAAUGAAUCUUUCCUUUGUAAUUGUACAGUGUCUCAGUGAAAAAUGUUGCCUGACUUGACAUUGUAACCAAUAAACAAGUGCUUUUAACUA
Candoia aspera is the source of this 5709-nucleotide messenger RNA. RefSeq names its product G protein subunit beta 4 (gene GNB4). Lineage: Eukaryota; Metazoa; Chordata; Lepidosauria; Squamata; Candoiidae. The record is from RefSeq and is a predicted model, not a curated record. Gene Ontology annotation, biological process: G protein-coupled receptor signaling pathway. Gene Ontology annotation, molecular function: signaling receptor complex adaptor activity; protein binding. Gene Ontology annotation, cellular component: cytoplasm; heterotrimeric G-protein complex. Bases 138 to 1160 code for a protein of 340 amino acids. The transcript is spliced from 10 exons.